Messenger RNA from Mya arenaria, 1725 nucleotides. Its product is annotated as pancreatic alpha-amylase-like. The transcript has 10 exons. Lineage: Eukaryota; Metazoa; Mollusca; Bivalvia; Myida; Myidae. The coding region runs from base 32 to 1606 and encodes 524 amino acids. Gene Ontology annotation, biological process: carbohydrate metabolic process. The record is from RefSeq and is a predicted model, not a curated record. Gene Ontology annotation, molecular function: cation binding; alpha-amylase activity.
CCAAGUUUAAAGCUAAAUUGAAUGAACCAACAUGCGUUUUAUCAACGCAGUAUUACAGAUCACUGUUCUAACAGUCUGCAUAGUACAAGGUUUCGGUGGUCCCUACAAUGAUCCGCAUUGUGCUCCUGGAAGGUCCGUCAUUGUUCAUUUGUUCGAAUGGAAGUGGACGGAUAUAAAAUUGGAAUGCGACCGAUUCCUUGGACCUAAAGGUUACUGUGGCGUACAGAUUUCACCGCCAAACGAAAAUGCAGUGAUAACUAACACGACGUUUAUUUUCGAUUGGGCGACUAGGCCUUGGUGGGAGAGAUAUCAACCAGUCAGCUAUAAUCUGGUCACAAGGAGUGGUGAUGCACAAGAAUUCAGGGAAAUGGUUGAAACUUGUAAUCAUGCUGGUGUAAGGAUAUACGUUGACGCCGUUAUAAACCAUAUGACAGCAAAUUUCUCGGGUGUUGGCACGGACGGAAGUUCCUUUGACGCUCAUGUGUGCAGCUAUCCCACUGUACCAUACACACAGGUUAACUGUAAUGGCCAGGAUGUUUGUGGUACAGACGAUGGCGUAAUUCAUGAUUAUAACAACGAGAAGGAAGCGAGAGAUUGCAGCCUGUUUGGAUUAGUGGAUCUAGCUCUAGGCACGGAUGAUGUUAGGAGAAAAAUUGCAUCAUAUUUGAAUACCCUGAUUGACAUUGGCGUUGCUGGUUUUCGUAUUGAUGCAGCGAAGCAUAUGUGGCCAGGUGAUCUUAGUGUGCUAUUUUCUAGGCUGAACGAUUUGAAGACGGAAUAUUUCGGUACCGGCAAGCGCUCUUUCAUUUACCAAGAGAUUAUUGAAUUUAAAACUUCGAAAGCGUUCAGUAAGCAAUAUGUCCAAACAGGCAGAGUGACAAACUUUCAGUAUGGAAUGGACAUGGCAGAAAUAUUUUUGCGUGACAAUCUCAAUUUGUCACAAUUCGUCCCGACAUUGGAGAGUUACCUCCCUUCGGAGGAUUCCUUGGUAUUCAUCAGCAACCAUGACAACCAGAGGACAAAUGGGUCCGAAGGCCCGGCAAUCUCGUUUUUCGAUGAGAAGGCGUACGUGCUGGCUACUGGUUUGAUGUUGGCCCAUCCAUAUGGUGUCCCGAGGGUAAUGUCGAGCUAUAGGUGGAACAGACACUUUGAAAAUGGCGAGGACAAAAACAACUGGCAAGGUCCACCACACAAUGCGGACAUGAGUACUGCUAAUGUUGUCAUAAAUGACGACUUAUCUUGUGCCGGGGAUUGGGUAUGUGAGCAUCGAUGGACCCCAAUAUUCAAGAUGGUUAACUUCAGGAAUGUUGUACAUGGGUCCCCUCUUCAGAAUUGGCAGAGCACGACGCCCAACCAGAUGGCAUUUUCAAGAGGCAACAGAGGGUUCUUUGCAAUUGUUUCUGACAACAGUAUACUUAAUGAAAAGCUAAACACUGGCUUGCCUGUCGGAACAUAUUGUGACGUCAUUUCCGGCGAUUACGUAAAUAGCGCGUGUACCGGAAAAACUAUCCAUGUUGACGCUACUGGCAGGGCCCAUGUUCACAUCAAUGGGAAUUCGGCAACUCCGAUGAUUGCAAUUCAUAUAGAUUCUUCACUCGCCCGUUAGUGUAAUAUACUUGGAAGGAAAAUGGGAGCGGGAUUUGAUGAACUAGAUGAAUUAAAACACGUUGAAAUAAAGCAAAAGUUAUCAUUGAAGUAUCUUUUUUUCAUUCAUAAUCAUUUUAA